UAUGAUAACCAAGAAUGGAAAAACAAAGUUAGAACAAGUUUAAAAUAAUUUUGAGACUUACAAUGCAAUAGUAAAAUAAGAGUUAUUAGAAGCUAUAGAUUGGAUUAGAGAAUGGGGAUUUUCUAGAAGUCUUGGGUUAGGCACAAGAAUACCUUGGGAUAAGAAAUAUUUGAUUGAAUCAUUUUCAGAUUCAACUAUUUAUUUUGCUUAAUAUACUGUUGCACAUUAUUUGUAAGGAGAUUUAAAUGGAAAAAUUCCAGGGCUUACUGGCUUCAUUGUAAAUCAAAUGACAAUUCCUGUUUAUCAUUAUUUAUUUUUUGGGGAAAGACAGUGA
Paramecium sonneborni is the source of this 334-nucleotide messenger RNA. The record is from the annotation of a GenBank genome assembly. NCBI's taxonomy places the organism in Eukaryota, Ciliophora, Oligohymenophorea, Peniculida, Parameciidae.